AUGAGCUCAAACCAAGACCGGACGCGGAGGGCGAGGCAACGAGAAGCCGAAAAUAGGGUUGCGGUGCUGAUGUCUAGUAUCGAUCAGGUGAAGUAUAUGAAGGUAGACGUUGAAACGGUGGCGCAGCUGAGUUUGAUUCUGGCAGUUUUUUUGGGAGUUACGUGCAUCACUACAGGCGCCGAAAAGGCCAGCUGGAUUACGCUUUUGUUGAUGGUCAUCUAUCACAACCAUCGUCCUCUUGAUAUGCCCUCCUCUCUCGUGGUCAUUGGACCCCUCUGCGUCAUUUUCUCGUCACUAAACUGGAAUGUGUUUAAGCGAUGA
Molecule: messenger RNA, 321 nt
Organism: Giardia duodenalis
Lineage: Eukaryota; Fornicata; Diplomonadida; Hexamitidae
Exons: 1
Coding region: 1-321 (106 amino acids)
Source: RefSeq, a predicted model, not a curated record